AUGAAUAUCUUUUAUUCGUUUUGUAAAGAUACCUUUACAUUUAUUUACAUGUUUUUGAUUCUUAUUAUAUGUGUAAUAUGGGCAAGAUUCUUUUUAAAAAAACUUAAAUAUUUCAAUUUCAUAAACAAAGAAAAAAUUAAGAAAAACUAUAAAUUAAUUUUAAAUAAUAAUAAUAUAAUACACAAAAAUUUAUUUAAGUUCAUUAGAUACAAUAUCAAUCAAAAAAAUUAUGAAGAUAAACUAAUUCAAAGAAAAAAUGCUUCUUUUUACUAUUUGAAAAGAGCUAUUUUUUUUUUACAUAAUUAUAAAUUUUUGCACAUAAAGAAGAAACUAAACUGCCUAUUUAUUAGAAACAACAUAACUGAUAUAAGAAAUUUAAAAUAUUUGACAUAUAAAAAAGUUAUCCAAUUUAAAAAGGAAAUGAAUGUAUGCUUGGCAGAAGCAUACAACACUUUUAGUUAUAAAAAUAAAAAAGAAUUGCUAUAUAUAUAUUUUAAAUUAUACUCAAAAAUUUUUUUUUUUUUUCAAAGUGAAAGUAUUUAUUUUUUUCAUUUCCUUACACACGUCCUUUUAGUAUCAUGGGUUUACACACCUUUAAACCCUUCAUUAUAUUAA
Messenger RNA from Plasmodium relictum, 615 nucleotides. Its product is annotated as conserved Plasmodium protein, unknown function. The record is from RefSeq and is a predicted model, not a curated record. The transcript is spliced from 3 exons. Lineage: Eukaryota; Apicomplexa; Aconoidasida; Haemosporida; Plasmodiidae. The coding region runs from base 1 to 615 and encodes 204 amino acids.